AUGCAUAAGAACAGAAAUCCGGAAAAUGUUACUUCUUACAAACAGCUGCUGCGGUCGUUCAAAGUGUUACACAGAGAAGCGUAUCAAGUGUACAUCACUGGGAUCCAGAAUGGGAUAAAGGAAAACCCGAAGUCGUUUUGGAAAUUCGUGAAUAGCAGACGACAAAAUAGGGGAAUUCCGGACGUGAUAAGUUACGGUAACCGAUCUUCAACUUGUGGACAAGAGACCGCCGAGCUCUUUGCGGAGUAUUUCAAGAGCGUUCAUCAAAAUGUCCAACCGAGAAUCGUCAACUCUUCGAUUGACAGGGCCGAUGACCUGUUGGUUCUCUCACAUCGUGAAGUGAAUCAAGGUCUAUCGGAUUUGGACCCGGGUAAGUCAGCAGGACCAGAUAGACUCCCCGCAAAACUUCUGAAAGAAAUCAAGGAUGAACUUAUCGAACCCCUGACUACUCUAUUCAAUUACUCGCUUACGUCCGGCUACUUCUCGCCACUGUGGAAAAUCUCGCACAUUACUCCAAACCAUAAGAAGGGCCCACGUUCAGAUGUCGAAAACUACCGGGGUGUUGCAAUCCAGUCUGCGAUGCCAAAGUUAUUUGAACGACUUGUUUACUCUCGCCUUUAUGAACGUAUUAUCGACCGUGUGUCAGCAGCACAACAUGGUUUCGUAAAAGGAAAGUCAGUUGUGACGAAUCUAUGCGAAUUUUGCUCUACCGUCACGGAUUAUAUAUCUAAAGGGUAUCAGGUUGCGCGCGGUGGCUGA
Toxorhynchites rutilus septentrionalis is the source of this 759-nucleotide messenger RNA. RefSeq lists its product as uncharacterized. The record is from RefSeq and is a predicted model, not a curated record. Lineage: Eukaryota; Metazoa; Arthropoda; Insecta; Diptera; Culicidae. The coding region runs from base 1 to 759 and encodes 252 amino acids. The transcript has a single exon.